Molecule: messenger RNA, 1152 nt
Organism: Cuscuta europaea
Lineage: Eukaryota; Viridiplantae; Streptophyta; Magnoliopsida; Solanales; Convolvulaceae
Source: the annotation of a GenBank genome assembly
CAGCUGGGCCUGUAAGCAAUACUGAUACGGAGUAUCAUGGAUCUAGCCUUCGAGCACCUUCCAUUCAUUCGCGUCUACAAAAACGGCCAAGUCGAAAGGCUCCUAGGAACCGAAACCGCUCCCGCCGGCAUCGAUCCCCACUCCGGCGUUUCCUCCAAAGACAUCCCGAACAUCCUUCCCUCUUCUCCCGAAGUAUAUGUCAGACUCUAUCUCCCAAAACUCGCCGCCGGCAGCGGCGAUAAACUCCCCCUUCUUGUCUAUUUCCACGGCGGCGGUUUCUUCGUGUCCUCGCCCGCUUCUGUCUACUAUCACAACUACAUCAACGCAUUGGUUUCCAGCGCAAAGGUUAUGGCGGUUUCCGUGCACUACAGAAGGCCGCCGGAGCACCCUUUACCCGUCGCGUAUCACGAUUCCUGGGCGGCGCUCCGCUGGGUUGCUUAUCAUCGAACCUGUGACGGUCCGGAGAUCUGGUUGAACAGACACGCGGAUUUCCGACGCGUUUUCAUCGCCGGUGAUAGCGCCGGCGCUAACAUAGCUCACAAUCUUGCCAUGAUGGCUGGAAGUGAUGAGGAAGCGGGGUUGGGCGUUGAUAUCCUCGGAGUCGCGCUGGUUCAACCGUUCUUCUGGGGGUCGGACCCUAUCGGGUCGGAAAAGGACGACCCGGAGAAGAAGGCUAAGUUGGAUAAGUUUUGGCCGUUUGUUUGCCCGUCGAACCCGAGCAAUGAUUACAAGUGGGUCAACCCGGUUGGAGAAGGUGCUCCAAGCUUGGCGGGUUUGGGCUGCAAGAGGGUGUUGGUCUGUGUGGCUGAGAAGGAUAUAUUGAAGGAUAGAGGGUUACUUUAUUACGAGGCUUUGGGUCGGAGCGUGUGGGCCGGAACGGCAGAGACCCACGAGAGUGAAGGAAAAGACCAUGGGUUUCAUUUGCAUGACAUGCAGUGCGAUGAGGCCCAAUGUUUGAGCAACAAGUUAGCCCAUUUCUUUAACCAGGAUUGAAUACCUGUAUUCCGGGUUUUAAUGUUUUACGGGUUUUGUAUAUCAGCAAUUUGGCAUGUCUAUAAUUAUCAUAUGUAAAUGCACACUAUGUUAAAUACUCCCUCCGUCCCGCAAUGAACUUCUCACUUUCCUUUUUUGGAUGUCCCAUAAACAAGUUCC